Odobenus rosmarus divergens (Pacific walrus) is the source of this 720-nucleotide messenger RNA. RefSeq names its product mesoderm development candidate 2 (gene MESD). Gene Ontology annotation, molecular function: low-density lipoprotein particle receptor binding. Gene Ontology annotation, biological process: protein folding. The transcript is spliced from 3 exons. The record is from RefSeq and is a predicted model, not a curated record. Lineage: Eukaryota; Metazoa; Chordata; Mammalia; Carnivora; Odobenidae. Bases 9 to 713 code for a protein of 234 amino acids.
CGGCGAAGAUGGCGGCCUCUGGCUGGGCGCGCGCGGCCCUUGUCCUCCUCUGCGCCUGCGACCUGCUGCUGCCGCCGCUGCCGCCCCGGGCCUUCGCUGCGGAGGGCGCGGCCGGGACUCCCGGCGAGGCCAGCCCGCCUCCGCGGAAGAAGAAGAAGGACAUUCGCGACUACAACGAUGCGGACAUGGCGCGUCUUCUGGAACAGUGGGAGAAGGAUGACGACAUAGAAGAAGGGGAUCUCCCGGAGCACAAAAGACCCUCGGCGCCUAUCGACUUCUUUCAGAUAGACCCGGGCAGGCCCGAGAGCAUCCUGAAGAUGACCAAGAAGGGGAAGACGCUCAUGAUGUUCGUCACUGUGUCCGGAAGCCCCACAGAGAAGGAGACGGAGGAGAUCACCAGCCUCUGGCAGGGCAGUCUUUUCAAUGCCAACUACGAUGUUCAGAGGUUCAUCGUGGGAUCAGACCGUGCGAUCUUCAUGCUUCGUGAUGGGAGCUACGCCUGGGAGAUCAAGGACUUUUUGGUCAGCCAAGACAGGUGUGCCGAUGUCACCCUGGAGGGGCAGGUGUACCCCGGCAGAGGGGGGGGCAGCAAAGAGAAAAAUAAAACAAAGCAAGAGAAGGGCAAGAAGAAGCAGGAGGGGGACCCGAAGUCUCGGGCCGCCACGGCUGCAAAGGAAGACAAUCGAGCUGGGAAUAAGAGGGAGGAACUGUGAGCGGCCG